AUGGAAGAUACUGAUGAUAGGAAAGACGGCAAAUCUGCUCGAUUUAUCGUAAAGCAAGGUAGCGAUAUCAGUAACCUGAACCCAAAAGAAUGGUCAACAGCUGAGAAACGGAAAACAACAGCAAUCGUAGGCCUUACUGGAUUCUUGGUAGCAUGGUCUUCUGCAAUUGAUUCAGCAGUGAUGAAACAAGCAAAGAUGGAAUUUGGCGUAAGUGACGUUACAGAAUCUUUAGCAACCGCAGUAUUCUUGGCUGCUUUUGGUUUGGGUGCACUAUGCAGUGGACCCUUAUCCGAAACGAUUGGACGAUUACAGACUUAUCUAUUUUCUUUAGUUUUAUUCAUGGUUUUUGUAAUGGCUUCUGCCCUUUCUCCCAACAUAGGUGCUCAAAUCGUUUUCCGAGCUUUUUCGGGAUUCUUUGGUAGUACGCCUUUAACAACUUUUGGUGGAAGCACAAGUGACAUGUGGAAUCCGGUAGAUCGAGCUUAUGUGUUUCCAGUCAUGGCUUGUUUAUCAUUUCUCGGCCCGUUUCUGGCUCCUUUGGUUGGGUCUUACAUUGGGUAUACAGGCGUUCUCUCAUGGCGAUGGGUAGAAUGGAUCACAUUGAUCAUGGCUGCUUUGAUAACCUUACUGAUUGCCUUGUUCUGCCCAGAAACAUACAUGCCCACACUACUUGAACGAAGGGCGUAUCAUUUUCGCCGUUGCACCGGAGAUUUACGCUUCACUGCUGAGUCAACUUUGCAUUCUCCCGACUUGAAAACGAGACUCAAACGUAACUUUGCAAGACCGUUUAUCCUUUUAUUCUCACAAUACGUCGUUGUCUUUUGGAGCAUUUACCUUUCCAUCGUAUAUGCCGUCUUGUUUGGAUUCUUAUCGGGAUAUACAUUCAUCUUUGGGGAUACAUAUAACAUGAGUCAAGGUUUUGUUGGAUUAAUGUUUCUUGGUAUGAAUGUCGGUUUUCUUGUCGCUCUUGCCAUCUGUCCAUGGAUUUAUAAGAAGUACAAGCAAAAGAACGAUCAAGCCAUUCAAGCUGGCGAAACUUCAGCACCUCCAGAGGAGCGGUUAUGGUACGCUAUGCUUGCUGCUCCUUGUUUCGCAAUUAGUCUUUUCUGGAUGGGCUGGACAGCCUUUCCAACGAUUUCGUUCUGGUCACCUUUGCUUGCAUCUGUCAUGUUUGGAUUUGCAGUUCAAGGUAUCUUUGUAUCUUCUUACUUGUACUUGAUUGACGUCUUUGAAGGUUUGGCAGCAUCUGCUUUGGUCAGCUUAACAUUAUCUCGUUAUUUAAUGGCAAGUGGAAUGGUCGUUGUUGCAACUCCAAUGUAUUCAAAUUUAGGCGUUCAUUGGACUUUGACUCUUCUUGGCUGUAUUGGAGUUCUUUGUACCCCUAUCCCUUACGCUUUUUAUCGAUAUGGACAUCAAAUUCGUGCACGUAAUCCGCCGCCGGAAAUGAGUUGA
This is a messenger RNA of Meira miltonrushii, 1452 nucleotides long. RefSeq names its product C6 transcription factor. Bases 1 to 1452 code for a protein of 483 amino acids. Lineage: Eukaryota; Fungi; Basidiomycota; Exobasidiomycetes; Exobasidiales; Brachybasidiaceae. The transcript has a single exon. The record is from RefSeq and is a predicted model, not a curated record. Gene Ontology annotation, molecular function: transmembrane transporter activity. Gene Ontology annotation, biological process: transmembrane transport.